This is a messenger RNA of Uloborus diversus, 582 nucleotides long. RefSeq names its product myotubularin-related protein 14-like. The transcript has 7 exons. The record is from RefSeq and is a predicted model, not a curated record. Gene Ontology annotation, molecular function: phosphatidylinositol-3-phosphate phosphatase activity. Bases 58 to 582 code for a protein of 174 amino acids. Gene Ontology annotation, biological process: dephosphorylation. NCBI's taxonomy places the organism in Eukaryota, Metazoa, Arthropoda, Arachnida, Araneae, Uloboridae.
UUUGAGUGGGCAAGAAGUGACGUGAAUGCUGAAUUGAAGAUUCCAAACACUUCAAAUAUGGAAAUCCCAGCAAAAGAGUGGAAUCGAUACAAGGAAUGGGACGUUGUAGAACUUACACAGAACUACAUGGAACUGAUUCUAACCUACUUUAUGCAAGGAGACAUGAGCAUAUUGAUCCACUGCAUAUCAGGCUGGGACAGGACUCCCCUCUUCAUUGCGCUUCUCCGCAUCUCACUUUGGGCCGAUGGACUAAUACAUAAAUCCCUAAACGCUCAUGAAAUGGCGUAUUUAACUCUUGCAUAUGACUGGUACCUUUUUGGGCACAAUCUACCAAGCCGCGUGAAACAUGGCGAAGAAAUUAUGCACUUCUGCUUCAAUUUUCUCAAGUACUUCACAGACGACCAUUUUUCUGCGACGCUAAUGUGGAACAGCAGCAGAGUAAAAGCCGCGGCAUCGGAAUCUGAAAACGAGGGAUUAGUACUAUUGCCCUUCUGUCCUGAAGAUAGGGUACAAAAAAUUCAGCAGCUAAGGCAGAUCGUCUUGGAAUUGUAUGACGAGCAUGUUUCGAGAAUCCCUGCAUAA